Messenger RNA from Capsella rubella, 939 nucleotides. Its product is annotated as transcription repressor OFP8. The transcript has a single exon. Lineage: Eukaryota; Viridiplantae; Streptophyta; Magnoliopsida; Brassicales; Brassicaceae. Bases 128 to 826 code for a protein of 232 amino acids. Gene Ontology annotation, biological process: negative regulation of DNA-templated transcription. The record is from RefSeq and is a predicted model, not a curated record.
CUCUCUGCCUUCCCUCAAAAGUCUUAUAGACAAGUAUGGGAGAAGGCUUUUAAUAACGUCAUUUACAUCCUUCUUCAAUACUCCAUUCCAUACCAAUCUCUCUCUCUCUCUCUACAUCUAUAACAACAUGGAGAAAAGAAUGAAGCUCCGGGUUUCAAGAAUGGUCCGAACAUCUCUUAGCUCUUGCCGACCACGAGAUCUAUACGAUGUCGUUGAGACUAGUGCUGUUACAAGUCAAGCCACGUCUUCCGAGAGGUUCUUCCUCACCGAACCUAAAACGUCCAAAACUCCAAGACCAAAGACGACUCAUCAUCAUGCUUUCUCUAGCCCUCAUGCGUCGUCUUCAUCGAGGUUCUUCCCACCAAACCCUUUCUACGAAGAGAGCCGUUCGUUCCGUGAUUUAAGGAAGAAGGUCAAGACAAACAGGAAGCAACGAUCAUCUCAGUUUGGUUCUGAUCCUCUCUUCGCCUCACGUUUUAAGUCAACCGGGUCUUGGUACUGGUCUUGCAGCGAGGAAGAAGAAGAGGAGGAGGAAGGAGAUCACAAAGAAGAAAGUGAUGAUGAUUCUGGUACUCUCUUUUCUUCAAGAAGCUUCUCUUCGGACUCUUCUUCGAGAGCAGAGAGUUUUGCGGUGGUGAAGAAGUCGAAGGACCCGUACGAAGAUUUCAGGACGUCGAUGGUGGAGAUGAUUGUUGAGAGACAGAUCUUUGCAGCGGCUGAUCUACAACAGCUUCUUCAGUGUUUUUUGUCGUUAAACUCUCGUCAACACCACAAAGUUAUUGUCCAAGUCUUCUUAGAAAUUUAUGCCACCUUGUUCUCUCCCUAGCUAAUUUCUCUUAUCUACUUUUAACACCCUUUGCUAAAAGUACUGUGUUCAACCUUAAUUCUUGCUUUUUAGUCUUUGGUUUUUAUAUUUGACUAGAUUUGUUUCUUUUUUUA